AGCAGCGCUCGGGGUCACUUUGGGAGCUGCUGAGAGGGAAGGGGCAGCACUGGCCGCUCGCCGCCUGGAAUUCUGCCUGCACUGCUGCAGCCCUGCACACCGUUCCUCUCCUGCCGGCCAUGGGGUGUCCACGUCCCUGCACCUCCCAGGCCUUGCUCCCCACUCUGGUCGCUGUGCUCCCCACAGCCCCUGCCUGGUUUUGGGAUUCACCAGGGCCACUGGCCCCCAUGCCGGAUGUUUUUGUUAUAAACUAUGUUUGAUUCACCUUGUGCUGCUGACAGGUGACAGACUGGGUUGACAAGUGCUGUGUGUCCCGUACUGUGCCCCAUGUGUGUCCUCAGGGCUCACCCCACACUCAGUUGAGUUUCAGUUCCUGUAUUUUCUCUAUUUAAUUACCUCAAAGAAAUGCAUUAUGCAGCAGUGUUGGUAAACAAGGCAGAACAGUAUUUCCCCAGCACUCUGUACUUUGGCCUCCCCGGGCAGUGCCAGCAGCAUGUCCAGGGCCUGGGGUGGCCAUGGGGGCAGGGUCCAGGCCCAGGGGUGCCCGGUGUGGCCGCACUGCCUGCGCUGCCCGGUGUGUGGGGCCCCCCGAUGGCAGCAGGGAGGUGAGGUCUGGGCGAUCUGCUCCUCCUUGAGGUGCUCCCCAUGGCUAGGGGGGAUGGGGAGCCGUAUGCUUAGGCCAGGCCUGCUGGGGGGGACCCGGGUUGAUUUUUCUUCCUCUUCCUCAGGACUCCUGAGGGUCUGUCCUGUUGGCCAUUGCGGUGCUUCGGGCUGGGGCAGAGUUAAUGUUCCUCCCAGGGGCUGCUCUGGGGCUGUGUUUUGGGUUUGUGCCGAACACGGGGUUGAUGACACAGAGGUGUUUUGUUAGUGCUGAGCUUGCCCAGAGCCAAGGCCUUUCCUGCCCCUCAUACGGCCGUGCUGGGGAGGGAUUUGGGAGUGUGUGGGAGGCUGGGAGGAGACCUGGCAGGGACAGGUGACCCCAAGUGACCAAUGGGGUAUUCCAGAGCAUGUGACAUAAAUGGAUGGACGAAGGCGGAAGGAGGGGACAUUUGGAAUUGAUGGUGUUUCUCUGCUCCAUGUGAAGGGGUCCUGCUCUCCUGGAGGUGUGAGACACAGAAGCAAAGGAGCUGCCACUGGAGCUGCUGCCCAAGAAGCAGUCUCUGCCAAGAUGUCCAAGAAGAAGCCAACUCCAGAUGAGGAACUCAAGAAGGAGACAAUUUCAGAUGAGGAAUCUGGGAAGGAGACUCCUAGUGAUGAACCUAAGAAGGAGACAAUUUCAGAUGAGGAAUCUGGGGAGGAGACAACUCCUGGUGAUGAACCCAAGGAUGAGGCUGGUCCAGGGAAGAAACAGGAAGUCAUUGGAGUUGCCAUUGGAGCCACAGCGGGAGCAGCCGUGGCACUGGUUGGCAUCCCGGUGUUCAUCGGCGCACUGGGGUUCACAGGAGCUGGCAUCGCCGCUGGCUCCAUUGCUGCCAAGAUGAUGUCGGCAGCUGCCAUCGCCAACGGCGGCGGAGUGGCCGCCGGCAGCACCGUGGCUGUGCUGCAGUCGAUCGGAGCUGCAGGUUUCUCUAUUGGUACCAAAAUUGGGCUGACAUCUGCCCUGAGCACAGUUGGUGGAGCAAGCGGUGCCUGGGUGUCCAGGUGGAAGAAACCUCCAAGUGACAAACCCAAGAAAACUAACUCGUGUGACAAACAUGAGGAGAAGACAACUCCAAAUGAGGAACCCAAGAGAAGCCAAGCAGGUGCCUGAUCCCAAGGCCUUGCCAUGCAUGAUGGCAGGUGCUGGGAAACCCCCACUGACACCUCAGAGCCUUGCCUCUCCUUUUAAAAGCUUUGGAUUCUCCUGAGCAACGAGUGCCCUGAAGCCAAUAAAGGUGCUUUGCCUGCA
This is a messenger RNA of Corvus hawaiiensis (hawaiian crow), 1888 nucleotides long. RefSeq names its product interferon alpha-inducible protein 27-like protein 2. The record is from RefSeq and is a predicted model, not a curated record. The transcript has 6 exons. Gene Ontology annotation, biological process: apoptotic signaling pathway. Gene Ontology annotation, cellular component: mitochondrion; membrane. The coding region runs from base 1019 to 1750 and encodes 243 amino acids. Lineage: Eukaryota; Metazoa; Chordata; Aves; Passeriformes; Corvidae.